Messenger RNA from Ostrinia furnacalis (Asian corn borer), 1235 nucleotides. RefSeq lists its product as uncharacterized. Gene Ontology annotation, molecular function: nucleic acid binding; zinc ion binding. The coding region runs from base 128 to 1129 and encodes 333 amino acids. Lineage: Eukaryota; Metazoa; Arthropoda; Insecta; Lepidoptera; Crambidae. The record is from RefSeq and is a predicted model, not a curated record. The transcript has a single exon.
GCGGCUGCGCCCGCGUCUAAUCGAUCGAUGAAUACAUCCAGUGCGUUGACAGCCGUCGUGUUUCACUCACGCUCCUUGUUCCCAUACAUAUCAGUGGCGACUAAUACCCGCGUUGCGUAAAUAAAAAAUGUCUUUUGCAAGUUUUGGAAAUUUAUCGGUUUUUGAUCAUAAUUUAAACACUUGGAAAACUUACAAAAACAGAUUAACGCAGUGGUUUAUUGCCAACGACGUUAAUAACGGGAAUGAUCCAAUUGGAGUGAAAAGGCGCGCAAUCCUACUCAGCGCACUCAGCGAAGGCACCUAUAAGCUUGCGUCGGACCUCGCCCUACCCAAGGAACUCCAAGAGGUGCCUUAUGAAGACAUCGUCUCGCUCCUGGAUUCUCACUUCACCCCUAAGCAGAUUGGGUUCAGUGAACGCCAUAAAUUUUACGCUGCUACCCAACAAGAAAUGGAGUCACCCGCACAGUGGGUCGCCAGACUUCGAGGAUUGACUGCUCAAUGUAAUUUUAGUAAUUUAGAGGAAACAUUGAGGGAUCGUUUUAUUAUGGGGAUGCUUCCGGGAGCUGAAAAAGAAAAAAUGUACGUCCAAGAUCUCGCGGGGUUUACGCUGGCUAAAGCCGUAAACCUGGCCGAAAGUCUGCGAGGCGCGCGCGCCGCUGCCAUCAGCGCCGCAGGGGCGCCGCCGGCGCCGCCCGCCGCGCUCGACCACGAGCAGCUGUUCAAGAUUGCGCAACCCUCUGGCACCGAAGAUCGACGUGGUGGAAAAGUGAAGUGUUCUGUGUGCGGUUACACUAAUCAUAAAGCAGAGUCGUGUCGGUUUGCUAAUUAUACAUGUCGGAAGUGUAAUAUAAAGGGUCACUUACGCCGUAUGUGUAAAAAAGUGAAUUACGUUUCCACGGUGGCAUGUGAGGUAAACGAGGACGACGACGAUGACGGUAAGUUGUUUAAUAUACGUACGAUCAAGGGGGAACCUUUAGUUGAAACUGUGCUCAUCAACGGCCAAAAAUUACGUUUUGAAAUUGAUAGUGGGUCGGCGGUUACCGUCAUGUCCGAGGGAACUUACAAAUCGCAUUUCAAAGAUAUGGCCCUUAAACGCAACUACAAAAAAAUUAAUAAGUUACACUGGUGAAGUGCUGCGUUGUAUUGGAUGUUUGUCGUUAUCAGUACAGUGGGAAGGACACACGCGCGUACUUAAUGUAUUUAUAGUUCGCGGCGACGGCCCUUCUUUACUCGGU